Mobula hypostoma (lesser devil ray) is the source of this 1101-nucleotide messenger RNA. Its product is annotated as basic proline-rich protein-like. The transcript is spliced from 8 exons. Bases 1 to 1101 code for a protein of 366 amino acids. Gene Ontology annotation, molecular function: DNA binding. The record is from RefSeq and is a predicted model, not a curated record. Lineage: Eukaryota; Metazoa; Chordata; Chondrichthyes; Myliobatiformes; Myliobatidae.
AUGACGUUCUGGUCCAAGGCCCUUCGUCAGGACGCAGGGGUGUGUAUGCCGACAGCGGAGAGCGCCCCAGUGGCCGUCCCCCUCGGUGAUCAUUACCCCAGACAGCGGAGACCGCCCCUGUGGCCGUCCCCCCGGGUGAUCAUUACCCCAGACAGCGGAGACAGCCCCCCGUGGCCGUCCCCUCGGGUGAUCAUUACCCCAGACAGCGGAGACCGCCCCCGUGGCCGUCCCCCCGGACAGCGGAGACCGCCCCCGUGGCCGUCCGCCCCGGGUGAUCAUUACCCCAGACAGCGGAGACCGCCCCUCUGGCCGUCCCCCCGGGUGAUCAUUACCCCAGACAGCGGAGACCGCCCCCGUGGCCGUCCGCCCCGGGUGAUCAUCAUCCCAGACAGCGGAGACCGCCCUCGUGGCCGUCCGCCUCAACAGCGGAGACCGCCCCCUGUGGCCGUCCCCCUCGGUGAUCAUUACCCCAGACAGCGGAGACCGCCCCUGUGGCCGUCCCCUCGGACAGCGGAGACCGCCCCUCUGGCCGUCUCCCUCGGUGAUCAUUACCCCAGACAGCGGAGACCGCCCCCUGUGGCCGUCGCCCUCGGUGAUCAUUACUCCAGACAGCGGAGACCGCCCCUGUGGCCGUCCCCCUCGACAGCGGAGACCGCCCCUGUGGCCGUCCCCCUCGGUGAUCAUUACCCCAGACAGCGGAGACCGCCCCCCGUGGCCGCCCGCCUCGGUGAUCAUUAUCCCAGACAGCGGAGACCGCCCCUGUGGCCGUCCCCCUCGACAGCGGAGACCGCCCCUCUGGCCGUCUCCCUCGGUGAUCAUUACCCCAGACAGCGGAGACCGCCCCCUGUGGCCGUCGCCCUCGGUGAUCAUUACUCCAGACAGCGGAGACCGCCCCUGUGGCCGUCCCCCUCGACAGCGGAGACCGACCCCGUGGCCGUCCCCCUCGGUGAUCAUUACCCCAGACAGCGGAGACCGCCCCCUGUGGCCGUCCCCCUCGGUGAUCAUUACCCCAGACAGCGGAGACCGCCCCAGUGGCCGUCCCCCUCGGUGAUCAUUACCCCAGACAGCGGAGACCGCCCCCGUGGCCGUCCCCCUCGGUGA